CCAGUCAGUCAGAAACUCCCUUGUUCCUCAACACGCAGUAAGUUUGCAGACUGAAGCAGCAACAACAGAAGCACCUCCCUUUCUCUUCCACAUCUGGAAGAGUGGAGAGGCACAUAUCAACAACUCUGUCUGAGUCUUUUUGUAGUACUGGACUGACCAGGAUAACGUCAUACACUUGGGUUAGUAAGAGAAGCUACCUUUCUCUUGCAGACUACAAGUGCAACUCCUCCACCUAACUUUGGACCGCUGGUUUCCUGAACACACCCCAUUGCUGCAUUAACGCUACUCCGAUCAGGGAGUCAAACUUCAACCUGUCCAUCAUCACUGACUGACAGCAACUACUAACUGCAGUAAAGGAUGCCAUUAGGAGGAGGAAACAAGUGUGGCCGCUGUCAAAAGACAGUUUACUUCGCAGAAGAGGUACUCUGUGACGGGCAGAGCUUCCACAAGUCCUGCUUCCUGUGCAUGGUGUGUGGGAAAAACUUGGACAGCACAACUGUUGCUGUUCAUAUGGAUGAAAUUUACUGCAAGGCAUGCUACGGCAAGAAGUACGGGCCAAAAGGCUACGGUUAUGGCCAGGGAGCAGGGACCCUCAGCAUGGACAAGGGAGAGUCUCUGGGUAUUACACAUGACGAACCUGCUCCUCAUCGUCCUACCAGCAACCAAAACCCAUCCAAGCUGGCUCAGAAGUUUGGAGGGUCUGACAAGUGCCCUCGCUGUGGCAAGGCUGUCUACGCUGCUGAGAAAGUGAUUGGAGCUGGGAGUGCAUGGCACAAGACUGGAUGUUUCACAUGUGCCACAUGUAGGAAGAGCCUUGAGUCAACCACACUAGCAGACAAGGAUGGAGAAAUCUACUGCAAAGCCUGUUAUGGCAAAAACUUUGGUCCCAAGGGAUUUGGAUACGGACUGGGAGCCGGGGCGCUGGCGCAUACUCAGUAGAGACCACAGAGAUCUUCGUCGACAGGUUUCGAGAAUGCUGCACUACUGUCUUCUUCCUGCAGAGGGCAGACUGCUGCCAGUAAACAUUCCCCUGACAGACACAUGCUUGAUAAAAAGCUGCAUUAUAAAUUGUACAGUGGAAAAGAUAACAAUUUUAGUCUCAUAUAGGCCAAAGGUGAUUACUAGUGCUGUUACAGUAAAUCUUGAUAUAAUCCACACUUAAUACUGAAACAUCUGUUUAACAAUGCGUUGUUGAUCUGCCCUAACUGCAUUUUUAUCAUCCUCUUCUUAUUGUGCGGCUGUUUCUCUCUCUGCAAAGUCUAUAAUCUAUGUAAUAGAGUAAAUGCUGCUUGUCUAUGUGCUAUGCUUUCCAAACAGCAUGAUAAUAAAUAAAAUGGAAAGGUAAUGA
Molecule: messenger RNA, 1348 nt
Organism: Siniperca chuatsi (mandarin fish)
Lineage: Eukaryota; Metazoa; Chordata; Actinopteri; Centrarchiformes; Sinipercidae
Gene: csrp1a
Product: cysteine and glycine-rich protein 1a
Exons: 6
Coding region: 358-939 (193 amino acids)
Biological process (GO): muscle tissue development; sarcomere organization
Cellular component (GO): Z disc; cytoplasm; nucleus
Molecular function (GO): actinin binding; structural constituent of muscle
Source: RefSeq, a predicted model, not a curated record